GAACAAAUGAGGCACAUACUGACUGACCUACUCGGGGAGCACUUUUGCAAAUUGAGAUUUUCUCUUCUUUUUCUCUCUUCAUCAACGCAAGGGAGACCUAGCAAGCUUUCAGAGAGAGGGCAGUCAUGGGCUGUUUCAGAACAUCGAAGAAGAAACCAAAGCAGCUGCACAUCAAGAACUCCACUGACCAGAUCCCAUCAGCAUUAGAUAAACAAAAGGUAAACUCAUCCUUGGAUGAAAAGAAGGAAGCAUCCAAAAAUGGAGGAGGUCUGGGUCACAUUGCAGCACACACAUUCACAUUUCGUGAGUUAGCUUCUGCAACCAAGAAUUUCAGGGCUGAGUGUCUUUUAGGUGAAGGGGGCUUUGGAAGGGUAUAUAGAGGGCAAUUAGAGAGCACAAAUCAGAUUGUGGCUAUUAAGCAACUAGAUCGAGAUGGAUUACAAGGAAAUCGGGAAUUCCUGGUUGAGGUAUUGAUGCUAAGCCUACUUCACCACCCAAACUUAGUCAACUUGAUUGGGUAUUGUGCUGAUGGAGAUCAAAGACUUUUGGUUUAUGAGUACAUGCCUUUGGGGUCACUAGAGGACCAUCUCCAUGAGAUUUCACCCCACAAAAAGAUACUUGACUGGAACACCAGAAUGAAAAUAGCUGCUGGUGCUGCAAAGGGCCUGGAGUAUUUACAUGACAAAGCAAAUCCUCCUGUGAUAUAUCGAGAUUUAAAAUGUUCAAAUAUUUUACUUGGUGAAGACUAUGACCCCAAGUUAUCUGAUUUUGGGUUGGCCAAAUUGGGCCCCGUUGGUGAUAACACGCACGUGUCAACUAGAGUGAUGGGAACAUAUGGAUACUGUGCACCCGAAUAUGCAAUGACCGGGCAGCUGACACUGAAAUCAGAUGUUUACAGUUUCGGGGUUGUUCUUCUGGAAAUGAUCACUGGCAGAAAGGCAAUUGACAAUUCAAAAGCUUCUGAAGAGCAGAAUCUGGUUGCAUGGGCUCGGCCACUAUUCAAAGACAGAAGGAAGUUCUCACAAAUGGCAGAUCCGAUGCUUCAGGGGGAGUACCCGGUGAGGGGUAUGUAUCAAGCACUUGCUGUUGCUGCAAUGUGUGUCCAUGAGCAGCCCAACAUGCGUCCACUCAUAGCCGAUGUGGUCACAGCCCUCAACUAUCUUGCGUCCCAGAAGUAUGACCCUCAGGCCCACACGGCCCAAAGGCGGCCUUUGGGUCCUUCCACCCCAAGAGCAAGAAGGGUGCAGCGAUGAUAGCAACUUUUGAAAGUUGGUUUGAGCAGUUUUUGAGCAGUUUGCGCUCUACUUGGCAAUGGGGAGGAUUAAUAUUGGACGACGAAGCAUAUCAUAUUGAAGGAAGGAAAUUCUAGUUUUCCCUGAACGACUUUUCUGUGCAUAAUUUAUUAUACUGUGUUUAGAUUUUUUAAACUUUGCAAUUCUUUUUAUUAUUAUCAUCUGAAGAAAGAAAAUUGAAAAAACCCAAAAAAUUAAAUUUCCUACUUUCCACUUUUCUUGUUCAAAUAUAGAUCAAAAUGCUAGAUUCAUUGUGGACAUACUAUUUCUAUUUUUAUUGCAAGUUAUUGUUGGUCAUAUAUUGCUCCAUAAUAAGGGUGGAUCAAUCCGAUUGUGGGCCGUUUCCUGCUCUAUAAAAGGAAUCGGGACCGAGUAUGGCUGGUUCCGGUUGCACUCAUUUUCUUUUCUCGCAAUAGUGUAUAAUAGUAGAUAUAGUAAUGUAAUUUUUUUUGGAAAUUGUAUUCCCAUAAUUACUUUGUAUACACAUACAUAAUAUGUAUAUAUAUCAUAUUACAAUAGCCACUUGUAUGUAGAUUGAGCCCAUUCAUAGAAAACUUGGUCAAUGUUGACUUGCAUAUAGAAUUAAGGGUGUUCUUCG
Molecule: messenger RNA, 1890 nt
Organism: Cuscuta epithymum
Lineage: Eukaryota; Viridiplantae; Streptophyta; Magnoliopsida; Solanales; Convolvulaceae
Source: the annotation of a GenBank genome assembly